Molecule: messenger RNA, 2454 nt
Organism: Brenthis ino (lesser marbled fritillary)
Lineage: Eukaryota; Metazoa; Arthropoda; Insecta; Lepidoptera; Nymphalidae
Source: the annotation of a GenBank genome assembly
AUGGUUUUACGAGGGCAAGUUUGUUAUCCAAAGUCAGAUGAAGGGAUGGCUUCGGACCAACCUGUGAAGAAAAAACAAAGAAUUGAUGGUCCUGAUAUUGACGAUGGAAGUGAUAGAUCUGCGGAGGAUAUCCUCACAGAUAUUUAUGACUCAGAGACACCACCUGCCGAUACGUCGGGGGACUACACGUCGAGGAAUGGUGAGUCUCCGGAUAGUGGGACUGUAAGUGAAGAUGCAGUUGACUGCUCAGCCAUUUUGAGGCUCCCUAGUGAUACAAGUGUUGACAUUAUUCCUUCUUGCUCUAAUAACGUAGCUCACUGGACAGCAGCUGAUGACACACUUCUAGCAGAACUGAGGAUUAUACAGAAUGCUUUAGUUGGACAAUGCUUGUGUGGUUUUGAUGAAACUUCUCUGUGUCAACUCUUUGACAGAAGAUUACAUAUUGUAUCAUGGCCAAUAACAUGUUCUCUCACUUAUCUGUCAACUAUGCAACUUAUGUUUGAUAUAUAUUUGAAGCAAAACAAUACUGGCACUAUAUGUUCAAGGUUGAUGUACGCUUGUGACUUAUUUGUAAGGAACAGACAUGACUGGAUAACUGAGGUUGUGGAUUUAUCGGAACACAAAAGUAAGUUUAUAACAUUUGUAGCCUGUAGAGUAUUAGCUAGCUUUCUAAUUGUUUCUAAAGAUACUGUUGAUGAAAAUUGGUUACAACAAAUUACUGAAAACAUAUAUUUGUUUGAUAGGAUAAAUAGGAUCACAGUACAAAAAAUUAAUUUCAGCUUAGAUAUAAUUAAAAGGAUAGUUGAGUGGAAAGAUGUGGAGCAGCAUCCUCUAGAGGAAAGUAAUUAUGUAAACACACCUGGAACUGUACAAGUUUCAGAGGACAAUCCCUUUAGGAGUGGUCCAAGUUGUGGUAGCAGUAGUAACAGUGCACAAUUGCCAUCUAGUUCUCAUAGUGAUAAUUUACAUAGUUCUUUCUCUAAUUUGCAAACCCAUAGCUCUCCCUCCACAUCAACCGGUGAAAAACCUGAUAACAAACCCAUACAGUUUAAACUUAGUGAGCCAGUGUUAAAAUUUCCUCCGGACCAAUCCAAUAGUGGCAUGGAGCCCUCUGAAUCCCCUGAACCUCCUCCGUCAAGGAUAGAAAGAGUUAACGAACAUGGUUGUGUAACUGUUAUAUUGACUGACUCUGAAUCUUUUGAUACAUCUCAUAUAAAAUGCUUAACAAUAAAAACGUUAGAGCAUCAUUGGCCAGUUUUGGUCAAAAACAUGAAACUGCUUCUUCUAAGGUACCUGAAUUUAUCUAAUGCUGAAAAUUGUAUAUUGACAUUUUUCUCCCUGUGGGAGAACAUUAUUAGUGUAAAAGCGAAUCUCUCAGUAAUAGAUACUAAACCAUUCUAUGCAGAUUUACAAGGCUUUGUUGAUUUACUCAGAAAUACAAUGCUGCCAAGUUUAAUUUAUACCCAGAUACUUAGUUUAUUUAAUGAGGUGCUUUGCUAUGGUUCGACUCUAGCUCUUCAAGAUAUAUUGCCUGAAGAGAUAUGUUGUCUCGCGCAUUCUAUUGUAAGAUAUGUUAAAGAUUUUCGUCUCCUCAGUGAAGUUAGAGUUCAAAGCAGUAGAAGUGGGUUCGGUUUCCUAGGUCACGAUUGUACUGUUAUCCGAGAUUAUUCUUUAGGUCCCGAAAUAGCACCUUUGUCAUCUUCAAUUCAGCUAGUUGAUCAGAGUUACGGUGAUGAUGAAAAUGAAGAUUCAUCUCAAUCUCGAAACGAAGUAGAUAAAACAAUGUUACAAAGAAUGUCCUUGCUGGUACUCAAGUCUGUAGCAGUCACUGUGAAAGAAAUGCGUUGCGACUCGUCCGAUAGUUCAAUUGAUUCAUCGGACUACAAUGCGAUACAAGAUAUGCAAAUUGUAGAAAGAUCAAUACGAGAUGUCUUAAAAAAGUUAGAUGUUUUCAUUCGAAAUAGGUUUGAAUUUCACCCAGAGACACCUUUUACGAAGAUGUUGAUUCAUCUUUUCAGUGAGCAGGACGAUUAUUUGAUAGAGUCUAUGGUUUGCACAUUAGAUAUUACAGUGGGAAUUGUUUACAGGAAUUCCAUGUAUCCUGAUUUAAUACCUAUGUUGAAUCCUAUAAUAUCCUUUAUUGAAUUUCUCAAGGUAGUGUCUCAUGAUAGUGAUGUCUUAUUAGAUUACCUCGUAAGUAACGAAACAUGCUUUUUGUUAUAUUUGCUGAGGUUUUUGAAAUAUGUGAGGCGGAAUUGGCCUAAGUUCUUGGAGUCAUGUCAGCAAGCUGACUCAGGGGGUACGAGGGGUUUAGAUGAUACGAUGAGGGUUUUGAUAAGAUUACGUUUACAAAUCAGCAGGCUAGUAUCGAAGUCUUUAUUCCCCUACAACAUAAGCCCUGUUCUCCGACUGCUGGAGGUUUGCGAAAGCUUGUACGAGGGAAACGAAUUUAGC